This is a messenger RNA of Prunus armeniaca (apricot), 342 nucleotides long. NCBI's taxonomy places the organism in Eukaryota, Viridiplantae, Streptophyta, Magnoliopsida, Rosales, Rosaceae. The record is from the annotation of a GenBank genome assembly.
AUGCCGAAUGGCAGCUUCAAUACAGCAGUUCCAAAGCUUAACACGGCAGCUCCUAACUUACGGCAUCAGCUCCUAAGCUUUCGGCAUCAGCUUCCAAAGCUUACGGCGGCAGCUCCCAAGCUUUCGACAUCAGCUUUCGAAGCUUACGGCAUCAGCUCCCAAGCUUACAGCAGCAAGCUUACGACAGCUUCUAAAGCUCCAACGGCAUCUUCCAGCUCUUGCGUUGCCGAACGGCGGCACCCCACGGGUGACACUUCUCCAGCGCCUCUUCUCAAGGCCAUGCCGAACGACACUUUUCACUUACGGCGCCAAGGCUACCUACUGGCACCUCAUGAAGAAUAA